Cladophialophora bantiana CBS 173.52 is the source of this 1260-nucleotide messenger RNA. RefSeq lists its product as uncharacterized. Gene Ontology annotation, biological process: amino acid transmembrane transport. Gene Ontology annotation, molecular function: amino acid transmembrane transporter activity. Lineage: Eukaryota; Fungi; Ascomycota; Eurotiomycetes; Chaetothyriales; Herpotrichiellaceae. The transcript is spliced from 6 exons. Gene Ontology annotation, cellular component: membrane. The record is from RefSeq and is a predicted model, not a curated record. The coding region runs from base 1 to 1260 and encodes 419 amino acids.
AUGCUGUACUGCACUGUCCAUGCGCUGGGAGAAUUGGCCGUCCUUUUCCCCAUUUCAGGCGCCUUUGCCGUCUACAACAGCAGGUUCAUCGACCCGGUAUGGGGGUUUGCAAUGGGUUGGAAUUAUGCUUUGUAUUGGCUGGUCACGCUGCCCCUGGAACUGACCGCCGCAUCUAUCACUCUCUCGUUCUGGUCCGGCGCGAGGAACGUCAACCCUGCGGCGUGGGUGGUCAUCUUUUACAUUGUUGUUGUGCUGAUCAACUUCUUCGGCGUCAGGGGAUAUGGAGAGGCCGAGUUUAUCUUUUCCAUCAUCAAGGUGCUCGCCGUCAUCGGCUUCUGUAUCCUCGGCAUCAUCAUUGUCACUGGCGGCGUCGGACCCCAGGGCUACCUGGGUGCGCACUACUGGUACGACCCCGGGGCCUUCAACCACGGCUUCAAGGGCCUCCGCUCUACCUUCGUCACGGCCGCCUUGUCCUUUGGCGGCACCGAGCUGGUGGGUUUGACGGCUGCCGAGACGGAGAACCCGCGAAAGUCGCCCCCCACGGCCGUCAAGCAGGUCUUUUGGCGAAUCUGCCUAUUCUAUAUGGUAAGCUUGACCAUCGUCGGCUGCCCGGUGACGUACACCAACGACCAGCUCCUGAACGGGAGCAGCAGCAGCGACACUAACGCGUCGCCAUUUGUGAUCGCGGUCAAGAACGCCGGCAUCGCCGCGGUGCCCUCGAUCAUGAACCCAGUCAUCUUGAUCGCGGUGCUCAGCGUGGGCAACUCGUCCAUCUGCGGCUUCUCGCGCACGCUCGCGGCGCUGGCUGACAGGGGCCAGGCUCCGAGGUUCUUGAGGUACAUCGACCAGGCCGGCAGGCCGCUGUUGGCCAUCAUCUUCGCGUCGGCGGUAGGACUGCUGUGCUUCAUCGUCGCCGCAGGCGACGACACGCGCACACAAGCGUUCAACUGGAUGCUGGCGAUCUCGGGCCUAUCGUCCGUCAUGACGUGGGCGUCCAUCUGUGCGUGCCACAUCCGGUUCCGCGCGGCGUGGAAACACAACGGCUACAACGUGUCCGAGCUCCCCUUCACCUCCCAACCGGGCGUUGCUUUCUUCGAGGCAUAUCUGAGCUUCCCCGUCGUGCUCGCCUUCUACCUCGCCUUCAAGCUCUGGAAGAGGCCUGCUUUCAAGCGCAUCCAGGACAUCGACGUCACCAGCGGCAGGAGGGAGCUGGAUCUCGCCGACAUCCUCGCAUUCGAAAGGGCUGAGCAGGCCGGGUGA